AUGGUAUUUAACUUCAAUGACGAUGACUACAAUUUUAUUUACGGUGUUGUGGACGAGUUAUGGGCAAAUGUAUUAAAAGUUGUGUCUCAAAGAACAUUAGAUGAAAAAGAAAUACAAUUUAUAAGCCGUUGCAACAUUAAUGCCAUAUUCCGAUUAUUUAAACUCCCGUAUCCUCGUGUCGAUGACGGAGAUGUGUGUGCACAGUCACAUGUAUUUUCAGAUCCCCCAUCUCAAAGUGGAAAAGUUGUCUUUACUUCCACAGUAAUUAAAGAAGUUAAAAAAAUGCCUAAAUUAAAAAUAAAUAAACGCAACAGACACUAA
Molecule: messenger RNA, 321 nt
Organism: Myzus persicae (green peach aphid)
Lineage: Eukaryota; Metazoa; Arthropoda; Insecta; Hemiptera; Aphididae
Exons: 4
Coding region: 1-321 (106 amino acids)
Source: RefSeq, a predicted model, not a curated record